Molecule: messenger RNA, 1216 nt
Organism: Jaminaea rosea
Lineage: Eukaryota; Fungi; Basidiomycota; Exobasidiomycetes; Microstromatales
Product: putative THR1-homoserine kinase
Exons: 2
Coding region: 84-1163 (359 amino acids)
Biological process (GO): L-threonine metabolic process
Molecular function (GO): ATP binding; homoserine kinase activity
Source: RefSeq, a predicted model, not a curated record
ACCCACGAUUGACUCGCGAGAAGAUCUGGGCUUCAACAUCUUAUCGCCCCGAGUCAUCCCAUCGAUCUUGCCCCGCACCCAGCAUGGCUAGCUCCACACCCGCUCGCCGCCACUUCACUGUGCGCGUUCCCUGCACAUCCUCCAACAUCGGCCCUGGGUUCGAUGUCGUAGGUCUCUCCCUCUCCCUCUACCUGACCCUCGACGUCACAAUCGACCCUUCAUCCUCCUCGACGGCUCCCACCCUCUCCUACACCGGCGAGGGAGCAGCAGAAGCCCCGCUCGACCCGUAUAAGAACCUCACAACACGUUGCGCCCUCUAUGUGCUGCGCUGUGCUGGUAUUCACCAAUUCCCCACUGGUGUGGUCAUCAAGGUUCACAACGAGGUGCCUUUUGGCCGCGGGCUGGGUUCGUCCGGUGCAGCAGUCAUCGCCGGUAUCCUCCUCGGAGAUGCUCUGGGCCAGCUCAAGCUCAGUAAGGAGCGCCUGUUGGACCAUGCAUUGAUGAUCGAGAGACACCCGGAUAACGUGACUGCAGCUUUGAUCGGCGGCUUUGUUGGCUCGUACCUCCUCGACCUUAGCGACGAAGACUCACAACGCAAAGCUGUUCCCCUGAGUGAGGUUCUACCAGAAUAUCCGGCUGAUGCGGGUGAGCAGUGGGGACGGGACCCACCAGCUCCGCCAAAGGGCAUCGGCCAUUACAUUCGCUUUGGGUGGGCAAAGGAGAUCCGCGUCAUCACCAUCAUUCCCCAAUUCGAGGUACCCACUGCAAAGGCAAGGAGCGCAUUGCCGGACAAGUACUCCAAGGAGGACCUCGUCUUCAACCUCCAACGUCUCGCAGUUCUCACCACGGCCCUCUCUCGCUCGCCCCCCGACUCGCACCUUAUCUACCAAGCAAUGCAGGACCGCGUCCACCAACCUUACCGCGCCCACCUCAUCCCUGCCCUUCCCAAGCUCCUCGACUCUGUCACCCCAACUUCCCACCCUGGCCUGCUGGGCAUUUGCCUUUCAGGAGCAGGGCCGACAAUUCUGGCCUUGGCGACGGAGAAUGAGGAGGAGAUUGCCAAGAGCAUCGUGGGCGAGUUUGAGAAGGAGGGGAUUCAGUGCCGAAAGGAGUUCCUGGUCGUCACCGAGGAAGGAGCGACUGUCACCGAGCACGAAGUAUGACCAUGAGAUGAGGGUGUAAUAAAAAAUUCUAUUAGAGAGCAUGCCGUCCAAUG